Messenger RNA from Aspergillus chevalieri, 1890 nucleotides. RefSeq names its product NDT80 / PhoG like DNA-binding family protein. Gene Ontology annotation, molecular function: DNA binding; DNA-binding transcription factor activity. Gene Ontology annotation, cellular component: nuclear chromosome. The record is from RefSeq and is a predicted model, not a curated record. Lineage: Eukaryota; Fungi; Ascomycota; Eurotiomycetes; Eurotiales; Aspergillaceae. The transcript is spliced from 4 exons. Bases 1 to 1890 code for a protein of 629 amino acids. Gene Ontology annotation, biological process: meiotic cell cycle; positive regulation of transcription by RNA polymerase II.
AUGGACGAGGACGACCACAAUCGCAGGAUCAACACGUUGGGUCAUCCCUUGGCUCAACCCGUCUCCAUCCCGGUCUCUAACGGCUUGCGAUACAACGCACAAGCCACUGCUUCCAUGCAAGAUGUCUCAUUUGCAACCUCCCCUUCCAUGCUGAUGAGCCCUGGCGAUACCUGCUCAGAAGCUUUCUCUUCAACGUCUUACUCUCCAACACCAAACUCCAUCUAUUCUCCCUCUCCAGCUCUAUCAUACGACAGAAUGUCAAGCCUUGGUACCCACCGAAUGCCUCUUCAACCUCCAACCGCCCAGAUUAAUCCGAGCAUCCCCGGAAAUUGGAGAACGGAUAACUUCCCCGGGUCCUAUGGCCUCCAGCGCGGCCAGCUCCCAUCACUGCCAGGGUUUACCAGCUCUCCACGAGGCUACGAUAAUGCGUUCAUGGCCCAACCAAACCUAUACUUAGAGUCAAUGCAUCGAUACAGAGACGUUGAAUCGCCUCCGUGGAACAACGAAACCAACAUUCUCCAUCAUGUAUGGGUCGGUAACUUGAAGAGUGGGCAAACAAUCAAGCCGGAGAUCAGAGCAAAUAUUCCCAGCAAGAAAUUCUUCCUUGACGGCGAGAAAUGGACAUGCUAUCGACGCAACUAUCUAUCUGUUACGUGCUCGUUUUCGUUACACCCGUGCAGUUCAGGCCCCUUCUGGGUGAAAACCGAGAACAAUGGCGUCCAGCAAAUCCGCAGCUUUGCCAUGUCGCUCUCGGCCACUGUCGACUCGAAACCCGACGAGCCUCGCGAACUUGUGCAGCACAGCCCAAAACGAGACAAGCAGUCGGAGCGGCCUCCUGCAAUACUCCCAGUGCAGCCUUGUCCCCCGCCGUUGAGCUACGGCCAUGGUCCUGCUGGUACGAACGGCAGCCAACAUGGUUACGGGAUGGCAUCGCAAUCAGCAGGGCUGUAUGACUAUGGUGCGUCGUCCUAUGUUAGUGGUUCACACUCAGGGAACCCCCCUACGCAAUGUACGUUUGAACGGAUCCAAUUCGCCAAAGCCACGGCCAACAACGGCAAACGCCGGGCAACCCAGCAGUUUUACAACCUGGUGGUGGAUCUAUAUGCCGAAGUCGAGCGCCCAAUUGGCGGCAAGCCCGGCGACGAGUGGAUCAAAAUCGCCCGACGGUUGUCCCACCCGAUGGUGGUCCGCGGCCGGUCCCCUGGCCACUAUCGAGAACAUCGGAGGGACAGCCAGAGCAGCAUGGACCCGGACGGGGGAGCUGGCGGCACGGGCGAGCAUGGCGGCAUGCUACCCCCCGGCUUUCCAAAGCAUUUUUCAAUGAUGGGUUACGAGCCCGCCUCGUCAGGACGCUAUGGUCGAACGGAUUACCAUCAGCAUAUCAAGCCCGAGCAGUCCCCUCUAAGCGACCAUAGCCCACAUGCCUCGUCGUCCUCAUCGACAUGCACUCUCGACAUGGGCAUUCUCAACGACACCAUGGACCCCAUGGACAUCAAAGCCACCUCUAGUAUGGACUCUUACGACAACUCGUUCGUCAUGGUCGACAUGCCACAGGACCAGAAACCUGCCAUGGACAUUCACGGUACUGAGGGAGGAGAGAAUGAAACAACACUCGCUUUCCGCAACCCACUACCCUCGUUCGAUUACGACACGCUCUCCAAGGAAGAAGACGUCGGCGUAACAAGCCCUGGCAGCUUCCCGGAUAAUGUCGCGUCGAUGGUCGCGAUGAUGCCGAGCGAGACGAGCGAGAGUUCGUUCAUUCGCAAUCCGCCACGGGUUCCCUCGCAGCCGGCUGUGUGUAGCAGCGGCGGCGGUGGGUUUAAUGCGUUUGUUGAUAAUUCGUUUGGACGCUUUGACUCGGUGCAGGGGUCGCAAGAGCUGUGCACUUAG